Messenger RNA from Pogonomyrmex barbatus (red harvester ant), 3206 nucleotides. It is a transcript of the gene NKAIN, whose product is annotated as sodium/potassium-transporting ATPase subunit beta-1-interacting protein. The record is from RefSeq and is a predicted model, not a curated record. Gene Ontology annotation, biological process: regulation of sodium ion transport. NCBI's taxonomy places the organism in Eukaryota, Metazoa, Arthropoda, Insecta, Hymenoptera, Formicidae.
GUCAUAAUAAUUAAUAAUUAUGCAAAUACUUUGGGAGUAAAUUAUAAAUUAUGACGCGCACAUAUGUUUUGAUAUUUGGACAUUUCGUAGCUUGAACAUAACAGUUUAUCGAUUAUCGAUUAUCGAAUACGUUAGUUCGUUAAAUUUGUUCAAUCUAAGCACUCGGAUAUAAUUUGUAAUAAACGCAAGAGCAUUUCGGUGAAUGGACAUUCAGGUAUGCAGGUCAAUUAAUCGGUCCAAAUAUUUAAUUCUACUUUAAAGACAUAUUUCUUUCUCGAUGGCGGGAAAAUUUGUACUUACUCACUUGGCAGACCUGUUGCAGUGUUGUAUACAUACGUUUUAGUUCCCUGCACUUAAAAAUUUACAAUUUUUAUUUAUUUCUUUUUUUUACGAAUAUAAUCACAUUGUUGCUCUAGAAUUACAAUCUUCUGCACCAAAAUCUACAUCUUCCUUUCUUCCCCAGAUCAAGCUUGCAUAUCUACGAUCGUUACUCUCGAUCAGGAUGAAUCAGAAGAAUCACAAAUUCCACUCCAGUUCGGCCCCACAAAGCAUCGUGAUUUCACACGGAUACCACAGUGUUGAGGGAGGGGAGGUGAAUUUGUUACACGUGCCACGGUGGUGGCAGUCGUUCGCCAACCGUGACAAAACGAGCGUGCUCCGGUUGCCUGGCUACGAUCGCACGGUGCAUGCCGCACUUGCAGCCGCUGCUGCAGCUUGUGUAUACAGUAAAUUCCACGUAGGGUAGGGAGGGUGGAACAAGUGUUCCGAGCAACAAAUACGGGAAAAGCGAAAGAUGGCGACGGCGCAUCGGAACGUGCCGCAGUAGUGAUGCAGUGCGAGCGAGUGUCGUCGUUGUUUGCUCCGAUCGUACCGCGUGAGAUCGCUCGCUGAGCGGAGCGCGGCCAAAUGACAUGGGAAUUUGCAGCAGAAGGCAUUUUCUACUGACAAUAUGCAGUCUGCAACUAAUUACAACUAUAGAACGCCAAGUAUUCGAUUUUUUGGGGUUUAUGUGGGCCCCGAUACUGGUCAAUUUUUUCAACAUUAUCUUUGUAAUACUAGGAUUCUUUGGGGCCUUUCAAUAUAGACCUAAAUAUAUCAUAUCGUAUUGUAUAUGGAACACAUUAUGGCUAGGGUGGAACAUAUUUAUAAUAUGCUUUUACCUCAAUGUAGGGAUAUUGAACAAAAAUAGCGAUAUCCUUAACCUCGGUACUGGUAGUUUUUCAUGGUGGUAUGUGAAUGGACCAGGUUGUAAAGCCGUUUAUGACGUGACAGAACCAGAGCUUUUUCGACCUGCCCGACCUACUAAUGUGACAGACUGCGUAUUAAGUUACGAAGUGAUAGAAAUUUUACAUGCUGCAACACAAUGUGUUCUAGGGUUUAUGGCAAUUGUCGGUGGAAUUUGUCUCAGUAAAGUGUUCCUUGAGGAAGAUGAUAGCUUACGAACUAAACGAAAGAAGAAGCAGCCUCGGCCGUUGUACAGCAUCGAGUAUUCGCAGCCGGAGCCACCGGUGCAGGAUGACAGCGUGUCGCCGAAGCCGAUGACGCCGCGUCGUGUGAAGCGACGUUCCGUAAUCUCGCGGGAUGGCACACGGCGUUCCAGCACGCGACGCAGCUCGGUGCGACAGUCGCGCCGCAAGAACCCGGUGAACCGCAUCAUGGACCAUCAGGAGAGUCUGUACGCGAACACAGUCGCACCUUGCAUCGGCAACCUAACGAAUCAGAACGUCAGCUCGUUGGCGCAGGGUACGCUCAACUACGAUCGGAUCGCGGUCAACUGGGACCGCGAGCGAAACGCCGACCGAAACUGGCAGCCGGAGGCGGUCAACAUGGCGGUCUCGUCGCCAGUCCUCUGGCAGCCCCCGGUCACCCAGGACUCCUCGAAUAACUAUUCGAACGCGUCGUCCGGUUUCCCGGCCGGUCAGAGCCCGCCCGUCGGAUGUUGGGAUCAACAUCCGACCACCAGCUCCACCCGCAACCUCACCGACAACUGGCAGGCUUCGUCCGGCGAGCUGAACCCGAUGCAGUGGCAGGGUCAGAGCAACCCCACAUUCCAGCAGACCAGCACGCAGAGCCUGAACGGCGAGGACAUGGAGGAGCUCUACAGCAAUCGACCGGCCAGCGCCAGGUCCAGCUAUAGCAAUUACCAUGGCGUUAGAGCGACGCCACAGGUACCCAAUCGCACCGACGUUGUCAGGCAGAGUCAGCGACAAUUUGUUCUCAGUGGACCGCCCGCUUAUCAGGACACGGUGAUCUGAUGACGUGGCGAUCUGGAAAAAGCCUUAGGUAAACGCCUUGCGAAGACAGCGUCGAAAUAGUAAAUUGCAAGCGAUAGAAUUGGCCUUAUAGAAUCGUCUGCUCUUUAUCAAAUACAAUAAGUGAGGUAAUUGGUUGUAGGUAGAAUGAAUGAUAAUCCGCGUUCAUCAUCGCGGAUGAAAAUGGCACUAUUUUUGAUAGCGCUAGUCGCGUACGCGACGCUCUUGAUUCAACAGAAAAAUAACGUUGGUGAGAUAAGAUUUUAGAAAAUCAUAGCACGUAAUGUACAUUAUUUUCUUAUCGUUGAUUCGAAGCUGUAAUAUUUUCAGUUGCUUAAAUUAUCUUAAUAAUAUUAUAUUAAGAUUGCAAUUAAAAUGAUUGAAUUGUUUGAAAAUGUCUAGAAUUCGUGAUAGAAAAGGAAGCAAGAAGCGUAAUUUCGCAUAUUUCAGAGCUUUACUUGAUACAGAUUGAUGUGACAGAUCUCUACUAGCGUUGCAUCGUAUACUGUAAGAAAUAAUGUGUAUAGAAGACGCAACAUUACUUAAAGACUUGAAAGAGUCAUUAUUCACUCUCUCGAGUCGUUACGCAAUAAUAUUUUUAGAGAUAUUCAAGUUACUUGCAUUACUUGCAUCAUGAUUUAUCGUUUUAAUAUAGAUGAUGGUAAAUCCGAUGGUAAAUCCAUAAAAAUCCAUUGAUAUAGCGCGCAGUGGAAAACGAGAAAUCAUGUUUCAUAAUUGUUUACAGGCUUCAAAUCUUAAUUUUAAUAUCUUUUUAAUAUCUUUUUUUUUUAAUCAAAGCUUAUUGAAUUUCGAAUAAAGAUGUCGAAGUCAAUUUUUUAAUUGAACCUUUAUUUCAAAAUUGCGGAUAUAAAAUAAUGGUUAAAAUACAAUAUACAUUUAUAUUUCUAGACUGAUGUGUACUAAAUUGAGUAUAUAUAUUUUGUAUUAUAUAAU